UGUAGAUUCUCUUCUCUUCAACUGUAUAUAGAUUUCCUUUCUUUUCUUCACACGAGCCGUAGUGGUGAGGGUUGAGGGUUGAUGCUCGAUCGCGCCCAUCGUCGCCUCUACAAGUCGAGCGUUUGCCCUUUCCUCGUUUGCACCUUGACAACGCCUUUGUCGUUGCUUCCGUCUCCCUCACCGAGUGGGUCACUUGCUUCUACUGCAGGUGCAAUCGUGCGGCUGCCUUUGAUAAUAAUCACUGGAAGAGGCAGCUGCCUCCCACCUCUCAAUCUCUUCUCUUCUCUUCUCUUCUUCGUUGCCAACCUUCCGAACUUCCCCUCUACUCUACGAUGCAUCCAAACCUCAGAAGCCUCCAGACAUGGCGGAACAAGUCCCAUUCCUCGAGCCAUUGAAGACGGUUCACGAAAACCGCUCUGAGGAAGUAUUCGUCCAGGCCUUUGUCAUCGAGAUACCAGCCAAGUUGACGAGCAAGGCAUUGGGCAUCGUCAAGCCCGUCAUUCCCAGCGGCGGCAAACAUCCUUCAUUCAGUCACUUUCGGCGUGUAUGCUCUCUCUCACACCUACCUUUGGACUUGACAUGGCGCCGUGAUUACGACGCACGCGGCCUCCAAACCGUCUUUCUGUUGGUGCCAAACACCGUCGUGUCAUGGGACGAUAUCAAGGCCACGUUGGUGCCACACAUCGAUGUUGAAGGUCUUCCUCGAUGCUUCGACGCUGUAGUCCCACGCCACGCACCUCUGAGUGCCGAGCAAGCUGCCCUCUGGACGGAACGGUAUUGGCCAUCAAUCUACAACCCGGCUGCGCAGGUCAUUCAAGAUGCUCCACCUCUUCAUCACCUUCGGCGGAUACGAACUGUCCUCGAGGUCCCAGCCACAGAUACCUACAUGGAGCUCGCGAGGAGGGCUGCCGAUGCUUCCAAGGAGUACGGCCACGGAAGAGGCGUGGGUGCUGUGGUGGUAGAACCAGAAACUUCAACCAUCGUUGCUGUUGCCGGCGAUGCUCGUUGGUGGUCAGAUGAUCCAGCCAUCCAUCAGUCGCUGAUGGCAAACAAUGGAGAAGGAAGACCCGAAUAUCACGCCGUCAUGCGUGCUGUCGCCAUGGUUGCCAACAAGGAACUUCGUCGACGCAUCAGAGCUGGUGGUCACCUCAAGUUCAAGGACACCUGCUCUGAAACCCCAUCUGGCCAAGCGCUCACACCCGUUGAAAGUGAAUAUGAAGCCGACGAACAAAUCCUCCGUGACAUUACCGCUGGAGUGGGCAAUGUUGUCCUCGAAAACAAUGUGAGCGAUGCCGCCUCCGAAAAACGAUCAGGUACCCGGUCCGAAGGUUAUCUCUGCAGUGGACUCGACAUUUAUCUGACACACGAACCAUGUGUGUGCUGUGCAAUGGCUAUGAUCCAUUCCAGAUUCCGAGUCUGUAUUUUUGCUCGCAAGAUGCCAGGCAGCGGCGGCCUGUGCUCCGAACCCGGCGGCAAUAGACUGGGAUACGGCCUGUUCUGGCGUCGAGAGCUCAACUGGCGAGUCAUGACAUUCCAGCACACGCAAGCGGCUGCGGUCGAAGGCGAAGAAGCCUCGACAGACACGACAAUAUUCCAUGCUUAGGAAGUCAAUUAUUGGGAAUAUCGCACAAGAUCAACAUCAUCAUCCUCAUCAGGCGAAGUCGGCCACUCUGGUCCAAUCGCCACCGCCGUUUUUCCUACGGAACUCAACACCUUCGCCAAAGUAGCCAGCAUCAUUCCAUUGCUUCAUGGUGUGGCCGUCGAAAGGCCCGUUUAUCGCUCCACCGUCUCUGGCAUCAGUCCAUCUAUACUCCCACAGUUGUGCCGUGGCAUCAUCAGCAUUAGCUUGAGCAUCUGUGUCGUCGGGCUGUGGAGGGUCGGUCCAGUCAUUACCAGUUUCUCUUCGAUAUUGUCGAAUGAGCAAUUCUCUUUCCGUGUCGUAAACCUCUGCUUGGCCUCUGCCUAAUAAGAUAGCAGCUGCCCCG
Cladophialophora immunda is the source of this 1985-nucleotide messenger RNA. RefSeq lists its product as uncharacterized. The coding region runs from base 362 to 1603 and encodes 413 amino acids. The record is from RefSeq and is a predicted model, not a curated record. NCBI's taxonomy places the organism in Eukaryota, Fungi, Ascomycota, Eurotiomycetes, Chaetothyriales, Herpotrichiellaceae. Gene Ontology annotation, cellular component: cytoplasm; nucleus. Gene Ontology annotation, molecular function: tRNA-specific adenosine-34 deaminase activity. The transcript is spliced from 3 exons.